Molecule: messenger RNA, 4371 nt
Organism: Didymodactylos carnosus
Lineage: Eukaryota; Metazoa; Rotifera; Eurotatoria; Philodinida; Philodinidae
Source: the annotation of a GenBank genome assembly
AUGUCUCACCAGCAACAUCAACAUUUUUUCUCAACGCCUUCAUCAUUACCUUUCGUUAACGAUAAGAAUAAUACGCAAAGCAAUAACAACCAUAAUAGUGAUGAAGAUUUAUUUCACGACGAAAUUCAACGAUAUGACGCAGAUACAAUAAAACAACGUUAUGGCGAACAAUGGAAAACAUAUGCAUCAAAUGUACGUGAAAUAAGACAAGCAGACGGAUCAAUUCUCAAAGAGUAUAUCAUUGAAGAUCCAAGUUUAUUAGAACAAAUACAAGAACAACAAACAAAUCGAACAAUUAAUCAAUCAUCGACAACAUCCUCUGAAGAGGAUGAUGAGAAUGAAAAUCAUUCAUUAAAAAAUAAAUUUCAACAAAUAAAAGCAAAAUUUGAACAAAAAGCAUCAGUUAUGGCAUCACCAUCGGCUACUUCUUCCGCGACAAAUAGUUCACGUCAACAAAAAGUAGACGAAUUAUAUUCAAAACAUAAUCAACAGCCACAACGACAACAAUCAAAUGAGUCUGUAUUUACCAAUGAAAGCCGACGAGAUUCAUCAUCGGCAAUGACGAGUAAUAAUAAUACGCCUAGAGGCGUACAUCAACCACAGCAGGAAAAACGAUAUAAUUUAAAUUCAAUAACAGAUCGAUCACAAUCAACCACUUCUUCUGAUAAAUCAAAAACGAGUACGUUAAGAAGAUUUGAUUCGGCCGAUGAAGCGGAUGAAGAAGUUCAACGAAUACAUAGACAAGGAGAAGAAUUACGCCGUUUACAACAAGAUAAACCACAGUCGAAUGUUCAAUAUGAAAUAUUGGAUGAGAAUGGUGAACCAUUGAUGGUGGACGGCGUUCAAGAUUUGAUAAAAAUGGCAGCUCGAGCAAAAGAAAUUAGACAACCUGAUGGUACGAUUGUCAAAGAAUAUGUUAUAGAUGAUCCUGCAUUGUUGUCGAAGAUUCGUGCAUCUCAGCCUGGUGGGGCAGCAACUCCAUCCAAACAAGUUUCGAAUUCAUUUUCUCAUGAUACGAGUCAACUGCCGCCGCCUCCACCACCACCUCGAGUUCCUUUGCGUCAACCAUUGAGUCGACCAAUAUUUAGUGAUCAGUAUUCAGCAGGAACUCCAACGAAUAUUCCUAUUAAUAUUAAUCAUAUACGCACCUUAGAACCAAAUCGUCGUUAUGAAUUUACUACAUCAUCAGGAAAAACUAUACAAUUUCACAUUUCGAAUUUUAAUGAAAACGCUUAUACUGAUAAUGACAUACGUGAAUUAACACAUACGAUAAAUAAUCGUUUUGCAAUUCAACCACAACAGAAUUCAUCAAUCCCACCAGCCCUCUAUACAUUACCGAAGCAAUGGAAUCCUUCUGUGGAUUUAACUCAUCGCCCGCCAAUACAACAACAGCAACAACAACAACAGCAACAACAACAACAGCAACAACAACAACAACAGCAACAAAAUCCAUCAUCGUCUCGAGUUCGCUUAGGAUCAGAUGGAAAUGCUGUAUCACAAAUGCCUUCUUAUAACGUUGGUUUUAAUCCUUUUUCCUCAGCCGAUCAAGCGAUGCCUAGUAAUCUUAUUCGAUCAACAUCACAUGGCGCAAUAAAUCAAAUUAAUUAUUUACCACGUGGCUAUGUAUCAGGAAAUUCCAUUCCUUCAUUUGAACAGCCACAACAACAUCCUCCUAUGUUUCCACCUGUUAUUGCUCAACCUGUAAUUGACUGGAGUACAAUUAAACAACAAGCGUAUCCAGGGCAAAUAACAACUAUUGAUCCAGCUAUUUUACAACAAGUUUUACAACAACAGCAACACUAUCAACAAGUACCAAUAUCAAAAGAAGGAGAAAACAACGUUCAUUCUUAUCAGCCUCGACAGAGUCCAUCAGGUUUUCAGUCACAAGCACAAUUUUUGCCUCAACAACAACAGCAACAACAACAGCAUCAGCAGCAACAACAACAACAACAGUUGAUUCUUAAUGGUACAAACUAUCCAUCUCAAACGUCAACUGCUCCAAUUUAUUAUCAAGUUCAACCACAGCAACAGUCAGCUCAAUCAUAUCCUUUCAGUGGUGGACAACAACAACAUGGCGUUCGAAUUUUAGGUCCUGAUCUGUCCAAUAUUGAUACUUUACAAUUGCAACAGCAACAACCAUUUGCCCGUCUUUUAGUUACAUUGAUUGGUAUUGUUUGUUUACAACUGUUUAUCAUCCAUAAUUUUGUUGGUCCAAAAACCACAUCUUUGCAGAGUAUCAUCAAUUUUCAAACAAUAAAUGAGCUCAAUAAUGAAAUUGUAUCAUUUUUAACAAGUGAUGGUGAACAACCAAUAUGUACUGUAGAACAUCUCGAUUAUUUAUUUAUUGCCAAACAAAUAUUUAACAAUGCUCAAGAUAAUACAGUACAUUGGACACACAAAUGGUGGAUAAUGCGCACAUGGUGGAUUAACCAGAAGAUAUUACAAGAACGUUCAAAAACAUUAUAUGACAAUAUUCAAGCAUGCAUAAAUAUGUUGCAGGAUCACGAACAAGACAUGGAGAGCCAACAACAUCGUCAAUUCUUGAGUAUAGAAAUAACAUAUAUAUCUCAAUAUUAUUAUAAUUGGUCUCAGGCAGAAAGGUAUAAAAAUCGAACAGUUCAAAUAAGUGGCCUACAAAUUAGUUUAUCAGGCCAACUUGGAAAACGAACACGUUAUCAAGUCAAGGAUACAUCUCAAUUAUUUGUUGAUGUCAAAAGACAAAAUUCGAAUACAAAUGACCAUUUAGAUAUUAAAAUUGAUAUAUUACCAAAAGAUCUUACACUAAACGAUGAUGUUUUAUUGAAUAAAAUAGAAUAUGUGACAGAUAAUGGAAAUGUUGAGUGUGAACAAAAACUUGAUAUAGCAGAACAAUUGACAUUGCUAUUGAUAAUAAAUGAUUAUCAAGUGAAUAAUCCAAAACAUGAAAUAACGACGGAAGAAUUACUUGCUUAUCUUACUUAUAUUUUAGCUCACCCAAUUAAUUGGUGUGUACAAACAUGUUCGCUAGUAUUACGUUGUAAUCAUGAAACUCAAAAUAAAAGAAAAAUUGAACGAACAUUAACACAGUUACAAGAACUCAUUGAUCAAUAUGAAAGAUCGUCACCGUCAAAUAUACAACGUUUACAAUAUUUUCAUUUGACAAUGAUGCCACCAUUAUGGAAAUUACAGAGUGAUUUAGCAAAAAUAUACAUGAGUCUUGGCCUCAUCAACAAUGCAUUGGAACUUUAUUUACAUCUAAACAAAUGGUCAGAAGUUAUUGCUUGUUAUCAAUGUUUAAAUAAAAUGUCAAUGGCCGAAAAUAUCAUACGUGAUCAAUUAAAAGUCAAAGAAACAUCUGAUUUGUAUUGUUCAUUAGGCGAAGUGACAGGUGAUAUUAGUUAUUAUGAAAAAGCUUGGGAAUUCAGCAAAAAUCGAAGUGGUCGUGCACAACGUCUAAUGGGAAAAUAUUAUUUGAACAAAGGCAAUUUUGAAAAAGCUUGUGAACAUUUGGAAAAGGCUGUUGAAAUCAAUUCAUUACAACAUGACACAUGGUUUUGGCUUGGUAGUGCAGCAUUUCGUACAGAAAAAUGGGAAUUAGGUGUUAAAGCAUAUAGACGUUGUACAACAAUUGAGCCAGACAACUUUGAAGCAUGGAAUAAUUUGGCUGCCUGUUAUACAAAACUUAAACAAAAAUCCAAGGCUCAUACAGUAUUUCAAGAGGCAAUUAAAUGCAAUUUUGAUAAUUGGAAAGUAUGGGAAAAUUAUCUUUGGGUAUAUUGUGGUGAAAUUGAUGAUAUGAUACAAGCUUACCAUCGUCUAAUCGAUUUAAAAACAAAAUAUGUGGAUAAAGAUGUAUUAAAAAGAUUAGUCUAUAUUUUAAAAUCUGAGAAUAACGAUAACAGUGAAUUAUAUUCAAAACUAUAUCAAAAAACGCUUGAAUUAUUUGGUCGUUUGACUGCUGAAGUUAUAAAUGAUGCUGACAUAUGGGAAUUGUACAGUGAUUUAUCAGAUUUAAAACAAAAUCAAAACAUAGAAUGGCAAACUAAAAUUCUCCAACAACUUCAACGAGCACAUCGUUGUCUAACAAGUCAGACAGGCUGGGAAAAUCAAAUGGAAGGAAUUUUGCAUGUAUUAUCGUUGUCAAACAAAUUAGGAACAAAAACAUUCGAACAAAUUAAUCACUUUUUCAGCAAUCAUAUUUAUGAUGAAAGUUUAAAACAAGUUUGUUCAUCCAAUCGUCUAUUAUUAAAUUCUGUUUUGACACGUUUAAAACAAAAAUAUUCAGAUACUACAUUACUCGAUGAUAAUCAAGAGGUGAAAAGUAAUUAUGAACAACUUGGUGAAAUUCUUCAGAAAAUAACCGAUAAUUUGAGUAAAUUUCAGCAAGAAUAA